GUAAUAAAAAUUCAAUCAGAAUGUGCAGGGAAAGAAACAGUGAAAAAAUUACAUUGAAAUCCCUAAAACUCUCGCUCUCUCCGUCGUGCCGUCUUCACCUUCCAUGUCUAUUCAGUUACAGGUAAAAGUUACUCUCACAUGGGUCUUCACCAUUUAUUACACUUGUAACUGAUUUCAAUCCUUAUCACACUACACUCAUGAUUUCUCUCUGACCUCAAAAGUCGUUGCUCAACAUUUAACACAACACAUUCAAACAUAAACCUAUCCACUUUCUCUCUAUAUUCACCAGUAAUAAUGGAUUACACACAUUUCUUCCUAGUAGCAACAGCCGCUUUAGGUUUCAUCUCCAUAUCCAAAUCUCUCUUCCAUUUCCUCACCUGGCUAUACGUCAUCUUAAUCCGCCCAACAAAACAUCUCAAACAAUACGGUUCGUGGGCCGUAAUCACCGGCUCAACCGACGGGAUCGGCAAAUCCAUGGCUCUAGAGUUCGCAUCCAACGGACUCAACAUUCUCUUACUUGGCCGAAACCCUCUCAAACUCGAAGCAACCUCAAAAGAGAUACUUAAUAAAUUCAGAACGGUCGAAGUUAAGUGUGUUGUUGUAGACUUACAGAACAAUACCGGAGACGAAAUAAUGAGAAAAAUUGAAGAAGCUAUUGAUGGUUUAGAUGUUGGAAUCCUAGUUAAUGGCGCUGGUGUGGCCUAUCCUUAUGCAAGAUAUUUUCAUGAGGUUGAUUUGGAUUUGAUGGAUUCUAUCAUUAAGGUUAACGUAGAAGGAGCAACUUUGGUUACAAAAGCUGUGAUUCCUAGUAUGAUUAAGAAGAAAAAAGGUGCUAUUGUUAACAUUGGUUCAGGUUCCACUGUUGUUCUUCCUUCUUAUCCUCUUGUCACACUUUAUGCAGCUUCAAAAGCGUAUCUUGCAAUGUUCUCUGCAUGUACCAAUUUGGAAUACAAACAUCAAGGAAUUGACAUCCAAUGUCAGAUUCCGUUAUUUGUGUCGACGAAAAUGACAAGGAUGAAGGCGUCUCUGUUUGUUCCAACACCGGAGGUAUAUAGCAAAACAUGCAUGAAAUGGAUUGGUUAUGAGAAACUGGUUGUGCCAUACUUUUUUCAUUCUCUGCAGUCGUUUGUCAUAAGGGCGGUUCCUGAUGUGUUGUUGGAUUCUUACAUGCUCAGUUAUUUUCUUUACUGGCGGAAAAGAGGACUUGUUAAGGACUCGCAAAUUAAAGUAUCUAGUAAUUCUGAAGCAAAUUAGCUUUGAUGAUGAUGAUGCCAAAUUUAGUUUUCUGUUUCUGCUCAAUCAACAUCUCUGCGAAAAUUUAGAGUUAUGAUGGUUCCAGUGGAUUGAUUACAUAUGUAGUUUUUUUUUUUCCUUGUACUUUCUCUUCUCCAUCAUUUUCUUAAAAUUAUUAUUUCUGCUGCUCACUUAUGAGCUCUGGAUCCAUUAUAAUUGAAAAUUGGACCAAGGCCACCUCAAGGAGAUGAGACUCCGCUAGAGAUAAGUAGAAAUGUGAAUAAUUUACUUGAAAAUGGUGUUGAAUAGUCUAUCCGAGUUUGAUUGAAUUUAUCUUAGUAAGUGCGAAUUUGAUGUAAAAACGGACAUUCAACGUACACUAAUUGAACUCUAUUAGUUCUUAUACUCCGAAGCCAGCCAGAGUCGCAAAAAUGAACAGGACCAACCGGUUCAACUUGGUAGAGAUGUAGAUCCGGUUCAACUUGGUAGAGAGAUGUAGAUGUUAUAUAAAUUAUGUUUUAGAAAAGAUUAUAGAAAAGUAAAAGAAUAUAUAUUAAUGUUAUAGUUUAGAGUUUUUUUUUUUAGCAAAGAGAAAUAAAGAAGAAGAGACUUUUCAUAAGUAAGAAAUAAAAACAUGAUGGAGAGGGGAAGAGAAUUUUUGACAGUUAGUUAUGACUAGGUUGGGCUUGGGUCAAAAUUAUAUGUAUUUUUUUAUGUUUAGUAUUUAUAAUUUUUUUAAAAAUAUUUUAUAGAUAUUACGGUUUUAAUUAUCGGGUUUAAAUUGGAUAGAAAAUGUCUAUGGGUCUGUUUGGUAAAAAUAGAGGUUGACAGAUAAGCUAGCUGAUAGCUUAUAGCUUAUGACUGAUGGCUGAUGACUGAUGACUUAUAGC
Molecule: messenger RNA, 2123 nt
Organism: Vicia villosa (hairy vetch)
Lineage: Eukaryota; Viridiplantae; Streptophyta; Magnoliopsida; Fabales; Fabaceae
Product: very-long-chain 3-oxoacyl-CoA reductase 1-like
Exons: 2
Coding region: 295-1254 (319 amino acids)
Cellular component (GO): endoplasmic reticulum
Molecular function (GO): ketoreductase activity
Source: RefSeq, a predicted model, not a curated record